CUGGAAAAAAUGGCGGCUGAGGCCUGCAUGGCUGGAGGAGACUCAGCUGCAGCAGAACCGAACCCGGCCUGGAUCGAAUCCGGGCUCUGCUUGCAACGCUACCUGGCGCGGCUGAAGGCUCUGAGGCUCGCCCCCGAUCCCAGCCAGGCCCCGGGAGGGGAGAACGCCAGCCGCCGCCGCCCCGAGCUCCACCUGCUCUUCGACGAGCUCAUGUCCGAGACAUGCGUCCCGGGAGGAGCGGCGCCGUGGGGACCGAAGCCGGAGGACAUUUGUGAACUAAUUGUCCAAGCUUGUAAACUAGUCCAGCUUAAUCAAGAACAUCUUGUCAAUAAAGUGUGCCAAUUAAUUCACCAGCUGCUCAACAGAUUCCAGGUGAGAAAACUGAAUUUUUUUUGCCAUAUUCUGGUGGAGCAUCUAAUUUUAAGUGAGGUACUGUUUCAACUAUACUGUCCAUGGGGUUUUCAUGGCAAAGAUACUGGAGUGGGUUGCUAUUUUCUUCUCCAUUGGAUCACUUUUUCUCAAUUUUUCUCAAGCAAAUAGAUGGGGAAGAAAU
Thamnophis sirtalis is the source of this 553-nucleotide messenger RNA. Lineage: Eukaryota; Metazoa; Chordata; Lepidosauria; Squamata; Natricidae. The record is from RefSeq and is a predicted model, not a curated record.